This is a messenger RNA of Paramuricea clavata, 3232 nucleotides long. Lineage: Eukaryota; Metazoa; Cnidaria; Anthozoa; Malacalcyonacea; Plexauridae. The record is from the annotation of a GenBank genome assembly.
AUGCAAGCAUCUGAAAUUAAAAAUGGAAUUAAUUCGGAUGGUGAAAGAAGAAAGGAGAGAAGAUAUAGGUCAUUCUUUAAUAAAGAAAGCGGUAAGAAAGAGUACGAUCCAUGUUCUGCUUGUGCAGGAAGUCAUCCAAUUUGGAAAUGUGACUCUUUCUGAAGUCAAGCUAUUGAUGAGAAAUGGAAAAUUGCGAGAAGAGUUGGGCUGUGUUACAGAUGCCUCGGGAAAGAUCAUUUGGGGAGUUCGUGUACAAGAAGUCGACAGUGUAAUAUUAAUGGUUGCAAGGAAACCCACCAUCGUUUACUCCAUGGACAAAGAAGAGUUAAUACCAAAGGUCCUAAUCAAGAUAGCAAUGUUGCGGAAAAACCUCCCAUGAAACAAAUGGAUCCAGAAAAGAAAAAUCUUCAAGAACAGGCUCUUGGCACGGAGGGGGAUGGCAAUACACAAGCUACUACCAUGAAAACCAGCACAGAUCAUGAUACCAGGAAGAUAGCACUGCGCACGAUCCCAGUUAUUUUAAAGAAUGGAACACGGAAAGUUAAUGUAAACUGUCUGUUGGAUGAAGGAAGUGACACUACUUACAUCAAUGAGGAUGUUAUAGAAGAACUAGGUUUAACCGGAGUGAAAGAAAAAAUCGAAGUCAAGGUAGCAAAUGACCAGACAAUUAGUUUUAUGUCGAACACGUUUACGAUUGGGCUGGAAAGCAUGGACGGAAGAGUAGAUACAGAAAUUAUGGCAAAAACCUCGGGAAAGAUCUUUGGGGGAAUGAAAGCUGUUAACUGGUUAACCAUAAAACAAAAUUGGAAUCACCUAAAAAAGAUCCCAUUCCCAAAGUUAGCGAAAGGAAAUCAGAUCGAUGUCCUUUUGGGAGCAGACCACUAUGAAUUAAUGUAUUCAAUGAAAGAGAUUGUCGGUAAUAAAGACGAUCCAGUUGCUAGACUUUGUCCUUUAGGAUGGACGGCGGUAGGUAAAAUAGAGCAACGAAGUAAUGUUGGGCCCACAUCAUCACACUGGAUUUAGUCAUACUUUCCGAAUCCACGUAGAGGAAGCAACGACAAAUGAUGUUCCAAAUGAAUGCUCAGACCUAAAUUCCACCCUCAAACGUUUUUGGGAUCUAGAAAGCGUCGGAAUAACCCCCACCAGAGAAUCACUAAUGACGCCCAAAGAGAAGUUAGCAUGGGGAAAGGUGAGUCAAUCAAUGAAAUUUGAUGGUAAGCACUACAAGGUUGCGGUGCCUUGGAAGGAAGACCGUCCUAACCUUCCUACCAAUGGCCAAGCAGAGAUUGUUGUCCACGGAGAAAAAGCUGUUGAAAUAUAAAGAAGUAGCUCUGGCCUACCAACAAGUAUUGAAUGGAUAUCUUGAAAAACAAUACAUUCGUCGAGUACCGAAAGAUGAAGAAAAGCCUCAGCAGGAAUGGCUUCUUCCCCAUUUUCCCGUAGUACGGCCUGAGAGAGCUAGUACCAAAGUAAGAAUAGUUUUCGAUGGUUCAGCACCUUAUGAAGGCAAGAGUCUCAACACCGAAGCGUUACCUGGUCCUAAGUUACAAAGUAAUGUUUUCGAUAUCUUAGUCAAGUUUAGAAAAGAAACUGUGGCGCUUGCUGGUGAUCGAUAUAAGUCAGAUGUACCAUCAACUAGUUUUGCGCGAAGAAGAUCGACCAUUACAUCGAUUUCUAUGGAGGGACUUAGAUCUAUCCAAAGAGCCAGAAGUAUAUGAAUUUCUGAGAUUCGUUUUCGGAGGAUGUUACUGUCCCUUUUGUGCACAAUAUACUUGGCAGAAACACGCUCAAAAUCACAAAGAAGAGUAUCCCUUGGCGGCCAACGCGGUUGAAAAACACUGUUAUAUGGAUAACGUAAUGCCUUCUGUAGAUUCGGUCGAAACUGCAAAAGGAACACGGCGACAGUUGUCCGAAAUGGGAGACAAAGCUGGUUUCCACGUAUGUAAAUGGGUGUCCAAUCGUAAAGAAGUCUUGGAAGAUAUUCCCGCCAAAGAUUGUUCGUCCAAUGUUAGUUUAGAGAAGAAUGAACUGCCAACAACGAAAACUUUAGGCAUUCGAUGGGACGCAGGAGACGACGAGUUUCUGUUUGACUACUCCUCCCCAACUGAUGAUUUCCACUACACGAAACGAAAUGUACUGAAGAAAACGGCUUCACUAUUUGAUCCACUUGGUUUUCUCUCGCCUUUUAUUAUCAAAGCAAAGCUCUACCUGCAACAAACCUGGUUGGAAGCCCUAGAUUGGGAUGAUGAAUUACCUGACAAACUUAAAAACGAAUGGGAAAACUGGUUUAACGAAUUGGACCUUCUUCAAGAGAUCAAGAUACCACGGUGUUUAAAGAAUAGUAAUCUAGUAACCAGCGUUACACUACACAGUUUUUUGGAUGCAUCAGAGAAAGCAUACGCGGCAGUUGUUUACGCGAGACACGAGUAUGAAGAUAAAUCCGUUACAACACCGUUGAUAGCCUCGAAGACAAGACUGUCACCACUAAAAGCUAUAAGUAUACCACGACUAGAACUAAUGGGGGCGCUGAUUGGAGUUCGCUUAACCAAACAAGUCUCUACAGCUUUAGAAAUUCCUGUGAAAGAUGCAAUCUUUUGGGUGGAUAGUAUGAACGUGCUCCACUGGAUACACGGACGAAGUCGAGAUUAUAAGCCUUUCGUUGCACAUCGAGUUGGAGAGAUCCAUGACGAAUCGUGUCCUGACCAAUGGAAGCAUGUUCCAACGGAGUUAAAUCCUGCAGAUUAUGGUUCGCGAGGAAUGAAUGUCAGCGAGAUGAAAAACAGUCAGCAGUGGUGGUUUGGCCCGAAAUUUCUGAAGAAAUCUAAAGAUGCAUGGCCUGAAGAAAAGAUCGAAAUAGAACUCAACUCAGUAAAGUGCAAAGAGUUGAAAGUCGAAGCACGAAAACAAGAGAGUGUGUCUACAAAUGACCAGUCCUCAAGUUUCAAUACAACGUAUGGAUCCUUUACGAUAUUCGAAGUGGUACAGAGUAAACAAUGAGAACAGGUUUGAAUUUAGGCUUUCGUUAGUACGAGUACGUUCGUGGGUCCACAGAUUCAUCAAUAACUGCCGUAGAUCAAGGGAAGAACGCACUCAUGGAGAACUCACAGCAGAUGAGGUACGCAGCACAGAAGAAAACAUUAUUCAAAAAGCACAGUACGAAAGUUAUCCUGACGAGGUUGAAGCUUUGAAGCAAAAUAGAAAUCUACCAAAAAUAGCUCUAUCCUUACGUUAA